GCCAGGGGUCUUGGAGGAAGUGUGUUCGCGGGCUUUAUUUGAAGUUAAGACUUUCUCUUAAGAAAAUCAUACUUGUACAAGCAAAACAUGAAUGCAUCUCUCGUCUGAGUUUGUUCAUUUUUUCAAGUCUCAACAGAAAUAAGGAUAGGAUGGAUCUUAGCUGGCGUAAAUGGCAGCCAGCGCCAAGCUGCGGCACGUCUUCCCCAGAUACAACGACUAGUCCCGACCACCUAUCGACGCUAGGGUCGAGUACUGGGUCACCGUCAUCUUCCAAUGGUGAGAAUUCUCUGACCUCAUCACCAGAGCACGAGCGACCACUACAGCAGGAAAAACGGAAAACACUGACAUACUGUCCACGCUAUGAGCUCGCGAAUGAUGUUAAUGGUGACAAGCGGCGAGCGCAUGUGGCGAGGGUAGAACAGCUUCUGGCAAUGCGAAGCAAGGGUCACAGAAGUAUGAAAGUUCUUCUUACGCAGACCACAGAAGAAUUUCGCGAAUGUUGCCAUGAAGUGAUGAGUGAACUACCAGCAGGGGUAAAGCCACGGGGGGCAAAGCAAAGCCAAAGAGAGGUGGUGCUCGAAGUUGGGUGUUCGUACGGGGAGAUGACCAUGAAACUCGUGAAGGCGUAUCCAGACGUGCCCUACGUCGCGGUUGACAGGAGCCGAGAGGCUAUUGACUCUCUCCGCCAACGCAUAAAGGCAGACAACGAAAACCAAAAUCGGGAUAUCGGCAGCAACAACUCGAGAUCAUCGACAUCGGCAACUACGAAAAGCCUGCACCAGAAUUUGAACGUUUUUCAAUGGGACAUGUUUUCUUCGAGGUCGUCAGUCUCAGUAUAUUCAAAAUCGCACCAAAGCAAGAUGGAGCAGGAGGAAAAUCAAAACUCGUCGACGACCGUCGACUACUGGACCGCAGCUACAACACCCGCACCAUGUGCUGUCUUCUUGGAUAUUGGUGGAGAUAGGAAUGCACUCUCCGUUUUAGAAGCGAUAGAGACGCUCAUCACCAAACUAGGACUUCUUGAGGUUGAGUCGGAACGUGCCCAUAGCAGCAUGGACGACCAGGAAGACGAAGACCAAGGACCAGCGGGAGUCCCCACUUGCCUCGUGGUAAAAUCAGAAUGGCUCUCACGGAUUUGGGUUGAGCAGAGGGAUCUUGAGUCGGAUGACAAGUCUUUAUUUCAUCCAGGCAGCGACUGGGCCCGGGAUUUUCUGAAUCUGAUCUCUACAAUGCCACUCACUUGGCAGCACAGUAAAAUGAACAAAGACAAAGAAACUUCUCCGACGUAGGCGUUGUACUUUUAACAGCGUGCUUAGGAAUGAUUUCUUUAUCUAUUUAAUUUGAAGCAAUUAAUUGUCUUGGUGCAGAGAGAAAUGCGUAGAAGCAACAAAAUGUUGCCACGCGGGUGAUUUGGCGCACCAGCCAAUGCACUUCGUCAGAAAAUGAUGGGCGG
Molecule: messenger RNA, 1453 nt
Organism: Amoebophrya sp. A25
Lineage: Eukaryota; Dinophyceae; Syndiniales; Amoebophryaceae
Source: the annotation of a GenBank genome assembly